UUUUGGGACCAAGAACCAGCUCUUGAGCUGAAGAGAACGGGUUGCCCGUCAUGGCGCACCGCACCACGCGGGUGGUCCGUGCGUCGGUGAGUCUCCUCUGCGUGGCGUGGGCGCUUUGGCCACAGAGCUUUACGACGCCCAAGGCACCAGUGCCGCGAGCAUCGCGAGCGCGAGGACCCAGGUGGUGCAUGGACCCGGAACCUCGGCUGCUCCGCCGGGCUGAAGGUGGAGAGGGUGCUCCCAAGAGCCGCUACGACGCACCGGACGACCUGACUGCGCCGGUGCUCUGCGAAAGGAGCUCGAGCGGCCUGGCGUGGCAAGUCCUGGAGAAGGGCGGCAAGGGGACGCCUCCUCUCUUGGCAGACACCGUCAUCGUGAGGUAUACCGGGUGGAAGGCUGAAGACGGAUCACUGAUUGAUAGUUCCUACCUUCGGCAGGAGACGACCAAGGUGAAGAUGACGAGUGUCAUCCCAGGCUGGAAGGAGGGCCUCAUGAUGAUGUCGCCCGGGGAGAAGCGAAGGUUCUGGAUUCCCGCCUCUUUGGGCUUUGUCGUGGACGACGACAUGGAUCUCGAAGAGGCACCGGGGCCGCCCGGCGACUUGAUCUACGACGUGGAGUUCGUUGGGGUGACAGAGCCUGAGGCUGAUCCCAUCUUCGUUUACGUGGCGGGCGCAGGCGUUGUUCUCUUUGCGUUGACGGCGCUCUUCACGGCGGUGAACGAGGAACCUGAGAGGCCCGAGUAUGACACCCAGGCACCCUUCUCCAUUUUUGAACGGCCAGACAAGUGAGCGCAGCGUCGAAGUUCCGCGGCACCGGGCACGCGAUCCGCAGCAACUUUGAACCGCUGCAGCAGGAUCGCAGGACUGUUGACAAGUUUGCGAUGUGACGUGGGUGUGAUAAAUGCUGCUGGAGAUGGGUGGUCAAAACCAGCUUGAGGAUGGUUGAGGCGUUGAGGUGC
Messenger RNA from Durusdinium trenchii, 958 nucleotides. The record is from the annotation of a GenBank genome assembly. Lineage: Eukaryota; Dinophyceae; Suessiales; Symbiodiniaceae.